Messenger RNA from Phycomyces blakesleeanus NRRL 1555(-), 327 nucleotides. RefSeq lists its product as hypothetical. The transcript has 4 exons. The record is from RefSeq and is a predicted model, not a curated record. Bases 1 to 327 code for a protein of 108 amino acids. NCBI's taxonomy places the organism in Eukaryota, Fungi, Mucoromycota, Mucoromycetes, Mucorales, Phycomycetaceae.
AUGGUUGGCGGUCUUUACCUUUGUCUCUUUCCUUGCUUUUGGAUAAAUGUAACUGAACUGCUAGACCAAAAAAAAAGAGUUAAUGAGAUAUAUGCAAAAAGACGUAUAGCCCUUAGAGCCGCCAGCAAUCGGUUCAAUGGGUUUCCCAGAGUUGUCCCUAUGACUAUAGGAGUGCUAGAUUAUAUAAAGCUCAGAGAAGAACAUGUCGAGUUUAUCCGGGAUGCUUUUUAUGGAGAAUGUCAGGUAACCAUUGGGAUCACCAAGGACAAGUUGUUAGAGCAGUUUCUUGCUCUUAAGGGUGUAAACCUCUUUAUCUCUGCACAUUAA